AAAGGACCUGCAGCAGGGUGCUGAGGGAGGAAUCUAUAGUUUCACAGGCUGCUCAGAAUAGUUUUAAAGACCGCACAGAGUCUGAGGAUUGAACAUGCCACCUGCAGCAGCAACCAAUCUAGGCUACACGCCACCAGAUGGAGGCUGGGGAUGGGCUGUCGCCUUUGCUGCUUUCAUCUCCAUAGGAUUCUCUCAUGCCUUUCCCAAGUCCCUCACCAUCUAUUUCAAGGAAAUUCAGGAAUAUUUUUCAGUUUCCUACAGGGAGAUUGCCUGGGUGUCCUCAGUCAUGCUGCCAUCUAUGUAUGCAGGCGGCCCUGUCUGCAGUAUGCUUGUAAACAGACAUGGCAGCAGACCUGAGGUCAUGGUCGGUGGUUACCCCUUUCUGACCAUUUCUCUGAUUAAAUCUCAAUGUUUUGGUCUUGCCUUCAACCUGCAGUCAGCUCUGACAAUCACUGGCACUUACUUUCAGGUCAAAAGGCCACUCGCAAAUGGACUCGCUAUGACUGGAAGUCCAGUUGUUCUUUCCACUCUGGCCCCUCUCAAUCAGUUCCUUUUAUAUUCCUUUGGUGGGAGAGGGAGUUUCUCCGUCCUGUGGUCCAUUGUUCUGAACCGCUGUGUGGCUGGUGCUUUGAUGAGACCAGUUAAUAAACAAGCCCGAUCCCAGUCCAAUAAUGUCUCAUCAGUGAGCAGGAGGAAAACCUCUGAAGAAGCUGCUGCUGUGGAUAUUAGCUCAUUGUCUGCUAACCCUUCAGCUGAAGACAGCAAAAACAAGAGAAAAAGUCAGAGCUUUGUUUCCAGAUAUGUAGACAUCAGGACCCCCGGGCCAUGGUUAAUGUUUUCGCGGACUAUGUACUAUGCAUGUGGUGCGCUCAUGCUGGUGCCCAGUGUCUUUCUCUUCAUCAUGCAUUAUUACAACUACAAGAAGCUAGAUGAGGAUUGCAGGCAGACUGUAAAAGUGGAAAUAAGGACUUCUGAAGAGACAGUGAAACUUAAAAUAAACCAGAAUGAGAAAAACAAGCAAUGA
Messenger RNA from Poecilia reticulata (guppy), 1024 nucleotides. The record is from RefSeq and is a predicted model, not a curated record. Lineage: Eukaryota; Metazoa; Chordata; Actinopteri; Cyprinodontiformes; Poeciliidae.